Molecule: messenger RNA, 696 nt
Organism: Stylophora pistillata
Lineage: Eukaryota; Metazoa; Cnidaria; Anthozoa; Scleractinia; Pocilloporidae
Product: putative skeletal organic matrix protein 5
Source: RefSeq, a predicted model, not a curated record
AAUGAGCGACGAGUACUUUCAGAGUAAUCAAUCACUCUUUGCAGGUUAACCAUGAGUAACCUGGUGACAUUAAACAUCGAUUCAAAAGCAGUGACCGUUCGUUGUUACAAAGAAAUCAGUGGAUGCGGUGAUGGGGGAUGGACGCCGGUCAUGAAAAUCGAUGGCAACAAGAAUACCUUUCAUUAUGACUCACAUCAUUGGACUGAUAAGAAGGAAUACAACUCUCCAGACGGACAGACUGGGUUUGACAACAAGGAAACUAAGCUGCCGACUUACUGGAACACGCCUUUCUCUAAGAUAUGCCUUGGUAUGAAAAUUGGCAACCACACCAAGUUCAUUGACAUCAACAAGCAGGCCGACUCUCUGCACUCACUGAUCGCUGAUGGGAAAUAUCGCAACACGUCACUGGGUGGAGACACUUGGAAGGCGCUCAUUGGUUCAAGGGGCUCCCUGCAGCCCCAAUGUAACAGGGAAGGCUUUAAUGCUGUGUCUGAAGGAAGUGAUCAUUCUAGAGCAAGAAUCGGAAUACUUGGUAACAAUGAAGAUGAGUGCAGAAGUUGUGAUUCCAGAAUUGGGUUCGGUACUGCGGGGAUACCUGAUAAGACUAUCACGUGUGGAAAUGCAGCCUCCGGGAGGUAUGGGUCGGACAAUGGAGAAAAAAAAAUCACAGCAAUGGGGUACAUCUUGGUGCAGUAA